CAUUCUUCCUCUUAUUAUGUUCACAUUCAAGAUUUGAACUUUACAGCUUCUGCUACUCUUCCCAGCUUUAUUUAACCCUGCCCAUAACUCUCCAUCUGGUUCUGCACCAUUCUUAUUCCUCCUCAUGGAUUGGCAUUUCAAGCUUUCCUUUGCAGCAUUCCUGGUCUUAGCUCCCACCAUUUGUACACUCACACAUGGGCUGACCAUCAUCUCUGGAACGGUCUUCUGCGACCAAUGUAAAGAUGGCCAGAUUUCUCUCUUCGAUUAUCCUGUUUCCGGUAAUAGUUAAAGAAUGCAUCUUUGUUUUGUUUUCAAAAGAAGAUUGACUGGUUCUUGAUAAUGACUUAGGACAUUUGUGGUGCAGGGAUAAAAGUUGCAAUGGCAUGUCCUGAUGGGAACGGGCAAUUGACAACCAGGGGAGAGGAAACCACGAAUUGGUUAGGCACUUUCAACAUGAGGUUUGAUGAAACUUCAGAUUUGAGCAAUUGUUUUGCCCAGGUUUCGGGAAGCGGUCAAGCAUCAGGAGGAGCCUGUGGGGCAGUGAGCGGUCCUGCUAGACCUCUCAAACUAAUGUAUAACAUGUUUGGUAUGGCAAUGUAUGCUGUAGACACUCUGAUUUCCCAGCCUGUACAGCCAAUGUCCUUUUGCCCAUCUUCUUCCGUGCCUGUGCCCGCGCUCGUACCUGUUACUCCAUCACCCAAGCUGCCUUCUCCACCAGCAUUCGUGCCUGUUACUCCACCACCCACGAUGCCUUCUCCACCAGCAUUCGUACCUGUCACUCCACCACCCAAGGUGCCUUCUCCACCAGCAUUCGUACCUGUUACUCCACCACACAAGGUGCCUUCUCCACCAGCAUUGCCCAUCUUACCUCCAAUGCCUCCAUUUCCAUUUCUUGAGGCUUCCGCCUGUCCAUACGGAAAAUGGAUGAUGCCUGAAUACAGAUGCUACUGGAAGGUUGUAAGUCCAGAUACAAAAGUGGGAGUCGUUUUCGGGCUGCUAGCGGCAAGAAAAUAUGGAAUGGAGAUGACGCUGUGGGAAGGGUUGAACGGGAGAGGGGAGGCCUACAAGACAUUGCUGAGGGAAGGCACAACUGCACUCCUCAACUCCUACAAUUCGGUGCAGUACCCUUACAACCCGCUGGGAGUUGUGGAACGCAUGAAUUGGGCGUUGAUGGCGGGGUCCACUCGCCAAGUUCUCCACACAGCUCUCAGUUUCAUGAAGGCUAACUAUGGAUUUGGCCACCCUGCAUCUACCUGCAGAUUCACUUCUUGCACCCCCAAUUGAUCAUGAUAAUUGUUUGUUCUAUUGUGAUAUUAUUAUUAUUAUCACUCAUUCACUCAUAUAUACCAUUUCUCAGCUCCUUCAUAUUGCUACUACUACUAUAUGGUUGAUGAAUAUGAGCUGAAACACGUCAUUUAUAGUCUAUAGAAUGUUAUGUACUUACGUAAAGGCAGGUCCUAACUCAUAUUGUUUUUCAGUGUAUCCCGGAGUGCUUCGUAUUAUAUUUACUGUAUGGGGUUUGUAUUUUCCCAUACGUGAGAAUGUGAGAUGCCACAAUAAAAUAUUUUCACUUUUGUUCUUAUCCACGG
Cuscuta epithymum is the source of this 1589-nucleotide messenger RNA. The record is from the annotation of a GenBank genome assembly. NCBI's taxonomy places the organism in Eukaryota, Viridiplantae, Streptophyta, Magnoliopsida, Solanales, Convolvulaceae.